Molecule: messenger RNA, 1095 nt
Organism: Monascus purpureus
Lineage: Eukaryota; Fungi; Ascomycota; Eurotiomycetes; Eurotiales; Aspergillaceae
Source: the annotation of a GenBank genome assembly
AUGCUCUUUCAAAAUCGCAUCUAUAAUGACAAUUUCACUGCUCCAUUUAUGAAUGGCAAUCUUACAGGUCAUGUUGAUCUUCCCCGACUCGCCGAGGGUAAAGUCGGCGGCACAUUCUGGAGUGUCUUCGUGGAGUGUCCGAAGAAUAACACGGACUUCUCAGACACGAACUACGCGGAAAGUGUGCGUCAAACCAUCGAGCAAGUCGAUGUGAUGACCCGUUUGCAAAAAGCCUAUCCAGACGUCUUCUCUACGCCCCCAAAUGGGACAACAGCCCUUCAAGCCUUCAAGGAUAAGCGAAUAAUCUCCCCCCUGGGAAUCGAAGGCCUCCACUCCAUCGGAAACUCCCUAGCGCAGUUGCGCAGUUUCUACGAUCUUGGCGUGUCGUACGCCACUCUCACCCACAACUGCCACAAUCGCUACGCCGAUGCAGCUCUGGUUGAGCUGCCAGGUGGCGGAAUCAAAAAGGCCGACCCCGUACAUCACGGCGUGAGCGAGGCAGGCAAGGACCUUAUCUUCGAAAUGAACCGUCUUGGGAUGAUCGUAGAUAUAUCUCACGUGAGCGUGGACACGAUGCGGGACGUUCUGGGUGCCGGCAAGUACACAGACUGGGUCGGGAGUCGAGCCCCUGUCAUUUUCAGUCAUAGCUCUGCGUAUGCCGUUUGCCCUCACCCCCGUAAUGUCCCCGAUGACGUGCUGCAGCUUGUCAAGGAGCGGAAUUCGGUGGUGAUGGUCAAUUUCAACCCCGGAUUUGUCUCUUGCACUGCAGCGCCCGAUAGAAAAGACGGAUUGCCUAACUUUUAUCCUCCCAACUCAACGUUGGAGCAUAUCGCGGACCACAUUAUGCAUAUCGGGUCUUUGAUCGGCUUUGACUAUAUCGGGCUUGGUAGCGAUUUCGAUGGGAUCGUUGACGUCCCGCAAGGCUUGGAGGACGUGUCGAAGUACCCACAGCUUAUUGCUGAGUUGCUGCGACGGGGGGUCAGCGAUGAAGAUGCUGGGAAGAUAGCCGGAGGUAAUCUGCUGCGCGUGUGGAAGGAGGUGGAUCGCGUCGCGCUUCAGAUGCAGGCUGAAGGUGCGCAGCCUGUUGAAGAUUAA